AUGGCCAAAGCCGAUAGCAAAGCAAAUGGCGCAAAUGGCAAACAGAUCCCAAUGCAGAGCAACAAGGCUGCAGACGAGAAGACGGACUACAGCAGGUGGAGGUUGAAGGACGAUCGAGGGUGUCAGACAUGGCAUUAUCUCAAGACUGAUGAAGAAGUGAAGGCCUGGCCACAGAGCAGGGCAGACAAGUACUUCCUGGGCCUGGAAACGGGCCUACCCACCCUCCCACCCGCCAAAACCCCCCUCGAAGCCGCCUCAAAUGGCCUCGCAUUCUUCUCCGAACUCCAGCUCGAACCCGGCAACUGGGCCUGCGAAUACGGCGGGCCCAUGUUUCUCCUCCCCGGCCUCGUCAUCACCUGGUACGUCACCGAGACACCCAUACCAGACGACCACGCGACGGAAAUCAAGCGCUACCUGUUCAAUCGCCAGCACCCCGAAGAUGGCGGCUGGGGUCUGCAUAUCGAGGGUGAGAGCACCGUCUUCGGCACGGCGAUGAAUUACACUGUUAUGCGUAUUCUCGGCGUCGAUGCUGAGGAUCCAAGGAUGCAGAAGGCGCGCGCGACGUUGUGGAAACUCGGCGGUGCGCUCAAGGGCCCCCAUUGGGCCAAGUUCUGGCUCAGCGUGCUGGGCGUGCUGGACUGGGAUGUUGUGAAUCCCGUGCCGCCUGAGCUGUGGUUGUUGCCAGACUGGGUACCGAUUGCGCCGUGGCGGUGGUGGAUUCACAUGCGCAUGGUGUUCUUGCCCAUGUCGUUUAUCUACUCCAAGCGGUGGACGUUUCCGCUGACUGAUUUGACAAGGGAGUUGAGGAAGGAGUUGUUGACGCAGCCGUUUGAGACGAUUGAAAUGAGCGCGCAUCGCAAUGACAUUGCACACACGGAUAAUUAUCAUCCCAAGACGUGGUAUCUCAGGCUCUUGUUUUGGUUCGUGGUGGCUAUCUGGUCGCCGUAUUUGCGCUGGAAGGGCCUGGUUAAGAGGGCUGAAGAGCAUGUUUGGUGGCUUAUUCAGGCUGAGGAUAAGAAUACCGACUAUUCGAAUCUGGGGCCGGUUAAUGGACCCAUGAAUACGCUUUGCUGCUACAUCGUGGGCGGCAAGGAAUAUGAGCCGUUCCAAGAACAUCUCAAGACCUUACCUGAGUUCCUGUGGAUGAAGGAUGAGGGCAUGCUCAUGAACGGUACCAACGGUGUACAGUCCUGGGACACGUCGUUUGUCAUCCAGGCCGCCGAGUCAUGCGGAUUCGUAGACGACAAGAGAUGGAAGCCCAUGCUCACCAAAGCGCUCGAAUUUCUCGAAGACCAACAGAUUCUCGAGGAAGUCCCCGACCAACACAAGUGCUACCGCCAACAACGCAAAGGAGCCUGGGGCUUUAGUACACGCAAGCAAGGCUACACCGUCAGCGACUGCACAUCCGAAGGCAUCAAGUCUGCCCUCAUCCUCCAAAACGCCCACAAAUACCCCGCCCUCAUUCCCGAGCGCCGCCUCAAAGACGCCAUCGACGUGUGUCUCACGAUGCAAAACGCCUCGGGCGGCUGCGCUUCCUACGAACCCACCCGCGGCUCCAUCCUGCUCGAACACCUGAACGCCGCCGAAGUCUUCGGCAACAUCAUGAUCGAAUACGACUACCCAGAAUGCACCACUGCCGUCGUAACCGCACUCCACAUGUUCCAGAAAUACUACCCCUCCUACCGCGCCGACGAAAUCGCGGCGUUCAAGGACCGCGCGGUCGCGUACAUCCGCCACGCCCAGCGCCCCGAUGGCUCGUGGUACGGCUCCUGGGGCAUUUGCUUCACGUACGCGGCCAUGUUCGCGCUAGAAUCGCUCGCGUGCGUUGGCGAGACGUAUGCAAAUUCCGAGCGGGUGCGGCGCGCGUGCGAGUACUUUGUUGACAAGCAGAUGGACGACGGCGGGUGGGGCGAGACGUACAAGAGCUGCGAGAGCGGCGUGUGGAGUCAGCAUCCGCAGAGUCAAGUCGUACAGACGGCGUGGGUGGUUAUUGCUAUGAUUGAGGGCGGGUAUGGUGAUGAGCCGGGGCAGAAGGAGGUGCUUAGGCGUGCGGUCAGGUUGAUUGUACAGAGGCAGCAGGCGAAUGGAGAGUGGUUGCAGGAGGCGAUUGAGGGAGUUUUCAACAAGAGCUGUAUGAUUUCGUACCCGAACUACAAGUUCAUCUUCCCAAUUAAGGCGCUGGAGCAAGACAAGUCCGACAAGGGCAAAGGAGCUGCUCUCCGCCCAGAAGCAGAUGAACGCAUAGCUACUCCAAGCACUUCUUCCUCAACUCCGCUCGCUCCGACCCAAGAAGACGUGAUCAUGGACCCUCAGGGAACUCGCGAGACUGAGCAGAGGGAAACGGCACUCACAGGAGAGCGCCCCAACGACCGCCCCAAGAACGACUGCAACCAAGAGCCAGCCAGCUACAACGUCUUCCCAGCACAGUCUUCCAGCUCCCGCACCGCCGCCCCACCGCCCACGACCUUCAACCCCUCAGCCCCCAACCCCUUCCAAUCCCGCACCGCAGCCGAAACCUACGGCUUCAUGUCCGCCGCGGAAUCCCGGGCACUCACCAACACCAACACCACCGCCUCCUCCCCUCCCCCCCGCCAACCAAUCUUCCGUCCCCUCGCACCCAACGAAUUCCUCUUCGAUCCCGCGCUCUCCCCGCGCCGUCGCGCGGCUAUCGUCGGCGGCUGGGUCGCGUCGGACGGCAGCGAGGCGCCGGAGCCCGAGGUGGUUAACCAGGAGAUGGAGCCUGGGGUGGGGUGGAAGAAGACGCAUCGGGGCAAGAGGGGCGGGAAGAAGAAUCGUAGGGGGAGGGGUGGGGGCGUGUAUCGGGGGGAGGGUUGGGAAGAGCGUGGUGGAGGUUUGAGCCGGGGUGUGAUUCGAAGGGGGGUCAGGUCGUACCAGCGCAAGGAGGAGCCUGGUGACGAUGCGGACAUGGGCGCGGCGGAUUGGGUUUUGUGA
Messenger RNA from Parastagonospora nodorum SN15, 2952 nucleotides. RefSeq lists its product as hypothetical. The coding region runs from base 1 to 2952 and encodes 983 amino acids. Gene Ontology annotation, cellular component: lipid droplet. Gene Ontology annotation, biological process: ergosterol biosynthetic process; triterpenoid biosynthetic process. Gene Ontology annotation, molecular function: lanosterol synthase activity. The record is from RefSeq and is a predicted model, not a curated record. Lineage: Eukaryota; Fungi; Ascomycota; Dothideomycetes; Pleosporales; Phaeosphaeriaceae. The transcript has 6 exons.